Molecule: messenger RNA, 9189 nt
Organism: Schistocerca serialis cubense
Lineage: Eukaryota; Metazoa; Arthropoda; Insecta; Orthoptera; Acrididae
Product: splicing factor, arginine/serine-rich 19-like
Exons: 11
Coding region: 2421-3920 (499 amino acids)
Source: RefSeq, a predicted model, not a curated record
AAAUAUACACACUGGGCCAUAGGUGAAGUGAAGGCGUAAAUGGUCCAAAAAUUAUUAAUAUUUUCUUUCAGAUGCAUGAAGUGACAAAUAUUGAAUUGCAAAAACAUUGAAUAUUGAGCUGCAUGUAUCACUUCAUUACAUUCUUGUUUGUAAUUUUGAUACUUAAUGGCAAAAAGCUAUAGGCCUACUUAGGUUAAGUUCCAACUCUAAUUUUUGUAGAGCCCUCCAGAUAUCUUCUGCCAAAUAUUUUUGUGGUGAAUUGAUUUCAGUAACUCACAGGCAGUGCAGUAACACACCAACACAGCCUACCUGAUCAGUUCAAGAUGUACAGCAGUUCACUGGCAGACCUCACAUCCUACAAUUUUGUACAGCAGUGUUUGAAUAAUGGGAAUAAACUCCUUUCAGCUGGCCGUAUUGUAGGUGUGGAUGAUAGCCUUCCUCUUUAAGGCUAGCAGGUUUAAAUGUUACAAGAUGUAUGGAAUUCAAAGGUAGUUUCUAGCUUUAUGUAGGUCUUAAAGAUUUGCAGUUAUUUUAUAAUACAUUUAUCUAGAAACAUGGCCAAAAAGGAGAAACAUUGAAAGAAAUGAAGUUUUAUUUACUUGUGAUUCUUUAUUUCAUAUCUCACUCUCUGCUGAAUGACAAUCAUUUCUUCUAUUUUUGUGAUGUUCACAUAGCUAUAGCUUUGGCAGUGUAAGAAGUCACACUGAAUCACCAAAUCUGGGUCAUAGUGCAUUUUAAAUUAUGUGACACAUCAGUCUUUAUAGACUGUGAGAGCACAUCUGACCUAGCAGUGUUUAGAUGACUCAUGAUCAUAUAUGCUAACAAAAUGUUCGUACGACCAUUAUGAAAUCUGAAUCUGUCAAGACGUGUUUCAGCUGAACUUUGCCUUCUGCUACAGUGUAUAUCUUGUUGUUUCAUUUAGUUCUUGGUAGGAUAAACCUUCGUUCAUAUUUGUGUGCUUGCCGUAUCUUCUUCUACCUCUCCUUCUUAUCCCAAUUAUUUUUCCUUCAAUGAUAAUUUCUUUGAAGAAGACAGUUUUUCUUCAGAAUCUGUAUUACACAAUAAAUUAUGAACUCUUGAAAUGAUUGUCAGUUACUAACUUAGAAAAUUGUCAAGGAGCUUUUGUUCUGCCAUUGGCAGAUAAUAUUGUUUCAAAUUCUCCUCAUUUGUGUGCAAAUGUGCGGCUAAUCAUGAUUAAGUUGACAGUGGUUUUAUUCAAUUGUUGCCAAGUGGUAACACAACAAGAAUAAGGAUUGUUAUGCUAUGUAGUGGCUUGUCAGUAACAAAUAAGAAUUUUGCCAGAGAGAAGUGACACUGCUAAAAACUCAGAGCAAUGUGCACUGCAACAACAACCUGCAUUACAAAGAACUUCAGAUGGGAGCAGCUAAAGUUGUGGGUGGUGGGGCAAGUCAUUGCUUUCUGUACUGGCUCAAUUUAGCUCAGUUCAUCAGCCAGUAAAAAUCAGAUAUAUGUGUUUUAGUUUCAUUUGUACUUUGCGUGCUUUGCUUUUCAGUUCCAUUGUUGACAUGAUCAAACUGUGCAAGUAACAGCUGAUUCAAUGAAUGUAACCAUGUAAUCCACAUCAAUGUUAUAUGUUUGUUGGGUAGUUGUUUGUAUAUGGUGCUACUUGGGUGGCAGCCACAGUAGAAAUCUCUCUUUGACGAAAAUGUGUUAAAAGUUGAGGCAAAAACAUGGUGCGCUGUGGAAUUAUUAUUCCCAUCCUGAUCACAAAUUUAUCUUCUCCACAGUAAACUAUAUCUUUAGUAAAUAUCCAUUUCCUCAACUCUUGUAGUGUAGAUUGGGAAUCAGGUCCAUUUUUUCAACCACAAAUGAAGUGUUUGCAGAUUUCUUGGUCAACAGCCUUGCAUGAAAGACAGCAGUCACAGUGUUACAUAUUGCACAGUGAAGCUAUGUGAGAUUUGAGGAGUUGUAAAAUACCAUUAAUACUUUGUUGUUGUUGCCAACAGUUACAUGCAAACUUUCCCUAAGGCACCAGUGAAAUUUCGGUGCGAAAAAAACGGUCGCGGCGCGUUCUCCGAAUUGUCUGAGUGGCUGGCCUCCGCCGUGGCCCCACUCAUUUCUCAUCCACAGUUCUGUGAGGACCUGGAUGAUUGAUACGGUAUUCCGCUGUUUCGCGGUUGGUGGGUUCCAGCACAAGCGGUUGCUGGUCGGCCGUGUUCGGGAUGCAGAGCUCCGUGCUCUGCAGCCUCGGUGUGUACAACUAUUUGUGCACAGACGAGAUCGGAAUACGUAACGAACCGCGCGUUAUUUUGUUUACUAGCAAAUCGCUGACAGUCAUUUGAAACGCGAAGUGGUCAAUUCGACAGCAGACACCAGUAUGGAGGUUUUAGUGGUUUUCUGCCCCUCAGGAUUUCCAGAAUCUGAAACUUUGACGUUGCUGUGCACUGUAAUUCUCAGAAAUGUCGUGGGAUUCUUCGAGGCGGCGCAGGAGCCGAAGUGUACAUGGAAGCUCCUCGUCACGUCUCCGUAUGGACUCUUAUAGCUCUUCGAGUCGAAGUAAUCGUGCCAGAGCAUCAACUCCGAGAAAGAGAGAACUGGACAAAGUAAUGAAGAAAGCUCGCCGUGAUGGACCAAAUCAGAGCAGUUACUGGAAUAAGAAAUUGCUUGAAGUUGAAGAAAAGGAUCCAAACAGAUGGCGACAUAGUGGAUUCAAGGAGCUGUACGGUGGUGGAAGUUCUCCACAUGGUAGUACUAAAAGGUCUCGUUCGCGGUCUCGUACACGUUCACCACGUCGACCUCGAAGUCGGAGCAGAGACCGGCGAGCUCCCAGUGGAGGGCGAGCGAGAUCUCCUCUGCCGCCCGUGUCACGUCUCCGAUCGAGAUCGCGUUCACGUUCUCGUGACCGCUCUCGUCGUCCCCACACUCCCCCACCGUCUUCAUCACAAAGGCUGAGGAGCAGUUCUGCUCGCCGAACCUCACCUCCAAGAAGGGCACGUAGUCCAAAACCUACGUCGGUGUCGCCUAGCUCCCGAUCUGUUUCCAGCUGUUCUGAUGAAUCUUGUUCAGUAUGUUCUCCAAAGUCUCGCAAACGUCCAGCUGCACCACGAGGACCGCCAACACCCAGGUCGAGAUCACGUUCAUUUUCUGUACCACGGAAUCGACCUGCUCGAUCCCCUCCACCAAGGCGUCUCGGACGUGAAAGGUCCGGACCACCGAUGGAUCCGCGUGGACCGCCGCCCAGCCCUCCUCCUAUUGUGCGCAAAACUUUGAAGGAGAGGAAGAAAGAACGAGAGAGAGCUAAAAGUGGCAGUUCCAAGAAACGAAAGAGCAGCACAAAAGAUCGAAGUAAGCGACGUCGCUCAGGUACCAAGACUGAGGAGCGAGGGAGAAGCUUGAGCCCAUUAGGACCCAGACGCCGCCCACUACCUGGUGGUGGCGCAUCAUCACCUGCACCGUCGUGCCACUCGGAUGACAGUUCUGCUGCUUCGUCAGGCAGCUCUGGUGGUGCGGAAGCACCUCGUCUCACCCUCUCCGAACGAUUUGGCAAAAUGGCGCAAUGGUCUGUCGACCGAAGAGAUCUGGACGGUGUUCGAAAUAUGCGCAUCACUAAGGACGCCGCGGGACAAGAUCUCAAGGUGGUGAUAGAGGGUGAGAGGUACCGCACUGCCAGUGGGGCUCCCUUGAGCCCGUCAGAGGAGUACUUCAUGCCAGCACCCUCGUCACUGGCAGACCUUGCGUGGGAUGAUGUGCGAGUGCGCUACAAGUACUACAAAGAGCGCGGUUACCUGCGGGACUUGUCUCUCGAUGAUUACAUAAAGUGGGAGGAAUGGUGGUACAAGUAUCAGGAAUGGCUUGAAGCAGAACGCUAUUAUGAACAUUGGGCAGCUCUUGAAGCAUCUCGUAGCCGCAAAGGGUGGGGUGGUGGCAGCAGCAGUUCUAGGAAACGCCGUCGCUUGUAAUUACGUGUUUUACAUGGCACAGGGUGUUCUUUGCCAAGUGAGGAGAGUGCCAGUCUUUUGGAGGUUUCUGACAGUUUUGCGCUGCUUUGGAUGGGAUACUGCCCUUCUGUACAGCACUCGCUGGUAGAAAAUAGUUUUAGGAUUCCUGGAAUUGUGUAAGGGUUGUGUGCACUGUACAGUAUUGAAAGCGAAAGCUGAAGUGUGUAAUGAAUACUAAAUCGUAGAUUUUUAUUUAUAUAUUGGUGUCUGACUAAUCAUGGAAAGAAUUUUUUAGUAGAGUCAUUCCUGCAAAUAUUGCUGAGCUCUUGUCUAUUUGCUUGCUCUAAAUUAUGUAUCAGUAUUUACAUAGAAGAAAAUGUUAAAAUCCAGUAUGCUGUCCACUAUGGACAUUUUUAAUAUUGUCUUUGGCUGGAGAUUCUUUGCAUCUGUAAUAUUUCUCUUGUCUGUCAGUCUUAAUUUGUGUGUACUUAAGAUAAAAUCAGUGUCAUUCUAUGAUCUCUUUAACUGAACAAUAUGGGAAACAAAAACCUAUCAAACAGCAAUUGCUAAAGAUGAGGGACUAUGUAAAAAUGAUCACUCCCUAUUCCCAACCUUGCCAGUUCCAUCACAUGCCAACAUAUGUAUAUUAAUAUUUUGUGUUUGUAGUACUCCAGGUAACUAUAUAUAUAUAUAUAUAUAGUUAAUGUUUAUCUUGUCUUAUUCUGUGAAAAUGUCUCCUGUAAUUGAUGUUCCUCACAAAAGGAUAACUAGUCAGCUUAUAGCCCACCCCGUCAUCUAGAAAGUGAUAGAUUCACUUUGAUACAUAAGAGGGACAAUUGAUCAUUGAUGAAUAUACGUAUGUAUGUAUGUAUGUAAAUGACUACAACCAUCUUCAAGCAUUGUUUUUUUCACCACAUCUGUGUCCCAGUUACAAGAUACAGAGCUUAAUAAAUUGAGGCUAGAGGGUUCAUUCUGAUUUCUAAUGUAAUUUUGUUCCACACAGAAAAUAUCAGAAACUUUUGUAAAAUUUCAAGUCCACACAUGAGAACCUUCCAGUACUAGGAUGUGAUGCAGCAGAAUAUUUGAUCUGUGAAAGGCAAUGAGGAAACUGAGUGUACUACUGACACUAAAGGUUUUGGAAUGGUAAUGUCUUCAGGGUUGGGAAUGCAACAGUGGCAAUAAAAAUUUUUGGGAAGCGAAUUGGAAAUUGGGAAAUAUAAUGUAACACACUACAAAGAAAAAUGGAUAUGAGUGGUGGAGAAGGCAAGUAAAAAAGUUAGAAAUCAAGGUGAAAGGUAAGAAAAAAAAAUCAUCUACUAUUCUAUUUUUACAUAGAAUUUGAAAACAUAGAGAAUAAAAUGCUGAACAGGGAAAGACAAAUAAAAACCCCUGAAGUCUCAAGUGUAUUUAAACUUUUCCGUUUAAAGAAAGAUUGGAGGGAAGUAGGGGAAAUGCUAUAGUUGUAAGCCAAGUGAAUAAAAAGGUUCAUGACUGCACUAGUUGUGGCUUGAAGGAGGUUUUUGUUGGUGACAAUUCAGGUUGUGAAAAGAAAGUUACGCAUUGAAUGGUGGUCCUCAGGUAUCUGACUUAUUCUGCAUCAAAACUAUUUCAUUUUACAAGUUACCGUACAAGGUCGAUGUAAUCACUCCAUCGCACAACUAGAAAGGGUAGUUGAAGAUAAUUUUCACUCUCAACAAUUUUAAUAUCCAAGCAUAUGUUCUCAGCCAAGAUUUCAAACAACAAUCAUAAAAUGGCUUGUUGUAAUACUAAAUGUUAAAGUAGUUGUCUGCAAUAACAUUUUUAUGCCCAACAAAAUUGUACAUUCAAACACCAACUGUCUGAAGUUUUUGAAUUAUUCUUCAUUUGCUUUAUAAGUUUGUUCUGUGCUCUAUUCUUCAUGUUCUCACUAAUUAGUUAUUGUGCAGAAGUUAUUCUACUAAGGAAUUUGAACAUGUUCUCUCUUGCUUUUCCAGUGAUUCUACAAGGCAACUCAAUUAACCUUUUGCUUGUAAUUCCACUGAAACCAGAUUGUUUCACUUGUGGUUCAUCAGUAAUGUUUAGCAUAUUUCUGUGUACUCCCCCCCCCCUCGCCCCCCCCCCCCCCCCCCCUCUCUCUCUGUCUGUCUCUCGUACCUUAUACAAUCUUCGUCCGAGGCAUUUUUGAAUGAUUUAUAAACAGAAUGUCUCACAGAUAAGGACUAUACAAUAUAAUGCUGUAAUAUGUGACACUAAAAAUGAAAGAAAUAUGUGCAGAAACAGUGGCUUGUGGGGACACUCUUCAGGUAGCCUGCAAGUUCACCAUAUUGGUUACACUUCAUAUAUAUAUAUAUUUAUGGACCAGAAAAACACAAUACUCAUUGUAGAGGUAGUGUGUGUUAAGAAAACCAUUAUUGCAUUAUUAUUCAUAAAAUAAUUGAUUACUGUACCACUUGUCAGAGCACAAGUAAUUCAUGGUAGUAAUGGCACCAAUGACAAAAUAUAAAGGUAUACGCAGUAUUGUACAUAAUUCAGUUUACUUUUUGUGUCCUGUAUGAUGUCAUUGUUGUUAGAUGUUUUUCAUGUCUUUUGCACAAAAUUUACAUUUUGUAGUUUGGCACAUAAAUUAUAACUGUUCCAAAUAUCGUGCUAGUCCCUUCUAGGUCUUCUUUUGUACUGCUGUGCAAAAGAGACACACUUUGCACAGUAUACUAACGAAUUAUGUAUAUUCACAAAUGACACACUGUUAACUUUUUAGUUAUCUUAAGUGUCGCAAAUUUGCUCCAAUAUGGGUUUCUUAUCUCAUUCUAUCCCUAAAAUGUGAGUUGCACGACCCAAUGUGCUCUUCGACUUCAGUGAAUUACUUUAUAGUGGAGACAAACACAUAGAAUUAUGCCAAGCUGCUGCUUUUCCUCAACCCCCUUUUGUAUGUUUGUAUUCCUCUUGGUAAUACCAUUAUUGUCACUGAGCAGUCCUCAGUUGUGAAACAUUAACUAUAGUUGCAGUCCUUUUAUUUAUCUUCUUUUGAACAGUUGUACAAUGAUCCCAUUUGGCAUUUCAUUUAUCUUUUCUAACUGUCUAGAGUGUGUCAUGCACUCUAAAGGACUUCACUCUUUCUGACACACUGUGUAUUUUUAUAUGCCCAGAAGGCUCACUUCAGCAAGAAGAUGGAGAUAAAAAUAUUCUUUUCGCCUUUUUUAAUGUAUCAGGUGCAUUAUAUUACUUUUUUUUGCAUAUGUUCUCAUUCUUUCCCAAUAUUUUAGUUUAUGUCUUUGUGGCAAUGUGCAAAUUACUUGCAUUCAUGAGAUAAUGCUUUGGCCAGCAAUAGCUCACAAAAUAUACAGCAGAUAUUAGUAUUUCAGAGAUAGAAAUGCUUAGCUAAAGGAACAAAUAAGGAAAUGUGACGUAGGCACAAAAGAACAGUGGUGUAACUAAAUUUACUCUGUUUUUAAAGAUCUUAUCUUUUUAUCUGUCAACUCAGCCUUAUAAAUGUGCUCAUUCUGUUAAUUUUCCCUUUACACUCUGCUGGACGAUAGUAUUAAAGUGAAUUAGGUUCCAGUAAUUUUACAUUUGUUAGAAUCAACUAAAAUGCAUUAUUUCAAACUUGUAGCGAGCAAAGGCAUGGCAUGUGUAGUAAGGUUAUUUAUGGUUAUUUUACAUUCCAGUUAUGUUUUUCACAGUGUCAGUUAUCUUUUGCGUCAUUACUUAAAUAACCACCACUUUUCUUUGUGUACUUUGUAAAAGUUAGAUCUGUAUAUGCAUCUACAUUUCCUUACUCAUUGUGUCACUUUUCUUUGCCAAGUGUUAAUUUUGUUUAACAUGUUUUUCUGGUUGUUUUAUGUUCAUUUUUCUGCAUAUUUUAUAUUAAAUAUAUGCCCCUUUCUUUUUUCUCAUCCCUACGUUCCUCCUCAUACAUUGAUUUACUAAAGUUACAUGUAUCAUUUUCAGUAUUUGCUUCAUUUACGCAUGCAAGGAUUUUUUGUGAGAAUUUUCCUAGAUUAUUAUAUUUGGAAUAAUACAUAUUGCAUAAUAGUGCAACUGUUUUAUCUCAGGCUGAAUUUCUCUUUUAUUAUGUUGCAGUUGUUGUAAAUGUUUGUUUUGUAUUUAUGUAUACAUGAAUUGCCUGUGAAGCCUGUUUUAGCAAUUUAUUAAUGUAUACUUUCAUAUAAUUCUUGAUAGUAACAAAAUUUUUGUAUUUGAGGUUUGUUUAAAUGUUUUAUUGGAAGAUGAAGAUAUCACUUCUCAAGAUUUUUCUUGGACAUGUAUUUUCAAACUAACAAUAUAGACAGAACUGUACCAGAAAAUUAAAUAGGAAAAUAUUCAUACAGUUCCAAGCGAAAUGUGGAACCGAUAAUUACUGUCAGUCACGUUGUAAGAAAUCAGAUGUUCUUUUCAUGAGCAAGUUGACGUCAUAAUCAUAUCCAAUAAUGCAUUUCAUUUGCAUGUAAUUGUUGUGGCCCUAUUGUGUACAGAGAUUUACAUUUUUACCUUGAAACGUUUUCUUGCCUAUACAUUUGAUCAGUAUUGCACAUUUGUCUUGUUAAGGUUUUGAGAACAUAGUCUUAUAACUAAAGUUUAAAAUUAAUGCCUUUAUUUGGUUACAUGGGAAACUAUUUUCUGAUAAAUUAUAUACAGUUUUUAACACUGGGUACAAAAUUAGUGCAUAUUCAGUGAAGAUGGGAAUGUAAUUGGAAGUCUCUUUCAAGCAGCACUGAAAUUUAUUGAACAAUCAAGGAUUAUCAUGUUUUUUUUCUUAUUAGACUAAUUUUCAGAAUUAAUUUUUGGGUUGAUUACAACUUCGUUCUGUAACUACCGAUUUUAGUUAUAGUAGCAGUGGUUGUUACAUGUCAUGUUCAUGAAAAAAUUGUGCCAACAACUUCCUUUUCCUUGUGUAUAGACACUGUGUUUAGUUAUGUGCACAAAUAUUUCAGUUUGUGCAUUUGCGGAAAUGAAUCUCUUUACAAAAAAAAAAAAAAAAAAGAAAAGAAAAGAAAAGACAGGUGGCAGCAAUAGAUGUUGGCUGUCUGAUUUUAUUAAAUUGCUUGAUAGUUUUAAUGUGUCAGAAUGUUUACUGAAUGUCUUUAGAUUUAUGUACUUUGUUUAGUGUUUUAAUGACACAUUUGAGAUUUUUAAUGAUUUAUGAAUAAUAUAAUGUUGUGUUUAAGAUGCUGAAGAGCAGCUAUUUCCUGUAUUUGAUCACAUGCAAAUGUAUAUAAAUUAUUAUAAACUAAAAAAAUAAAAAUAUCUCAUAUUCUAGACUCAAUUGUAGAUACAAUUCAAUUAAAUAAAUAUAGAAAACUUGCUGUUUAACACA